Messenger RNA from Thlaspi arvense, 417 nucleotides. The record is from the annotation of a GenBank genome assembly. Lineage: Eukaryota; Viridiplantae; Streptophyta; Magnoliopsida; Brassicales; Brassicaceae.
AUGAGGAAUGGAAUUGAGCUACUGGUGAGACGAGUUUCAGCGAUACCUCAACACUCGAUUUCUUCUACCUUCCGAUUUCUUCCUCAGUUUUGCUCAUCCUCUUCUGCUUCACCCAGUUCCAAGCUCUUCAUCGGAGGAUUGUCCUGGUCGGUGGAUGAGCAAUCGCUCAAAGACGCAUUCUCUUCCUUUGGGGAGGUUUCAGAAGUUAGGAUUGCGUACGACAAAGGAAGUGGGAGAUCAAGAGGAUACGGCUUUGUAGAUUUUGCAGAGGAGGACGAUGCUCUAUCUGCGAAACACGCCAUGGAUGGGAAGGGAUUAUUGGGUCGGCCAUUGAGAAUCAGUUUUGCCCUUGCAAGGGUGCGUGGUGGUCCUGUGGUUGUUCCGCGUUUUGGAAAACAACCCAAGAGAGACAGAUAG